Nerophis lumbriciformis (worm pipefish) is the source of this 495-nucleotide messenger RNA. RefSeq names its product cytochrome c oxidase subunit 7A2b (gene cox7a2b). The record is from RefSeq and is a predicted model, not a curated record. Gene Ontology annotation, biological process: mitochondrial respirasome assembly; mitochondrial electron transport, cytochrome c to oxygen; regulation of oxidative phosphorylation. NCBI's taxonomy places the organism in Eukaryota, Metazoa, Chordata, Actinopteri, Syngnathiformes, Syngnathidae. Gene Ontology annotation, cellular component: respiratory chain complex IV.
UGAGUUAGUUGGUUCCAGCAAAGACCAGAGAGGGCAGCAGAGCUCGCGGCCAUUAAAUGAUGUCACGAAAUCUGACGAAGAAGAAGAACAGGAAGUGUCUGGUCUGAUGUCCUUGUGCUAGAAAGACGACCACAGACGACGUUAACUAUGAAUAGAGGCGUAUUUGCCCUCCAGCAGGUGGCGCGGCGGACCUUCUGCAACUCUGCUCGGCGUCAGGUGGAGAACAAAGUCCCCAAGAACCAGAAACGGUUCCAGGAGGACAACGGGCUCCCCGUCCAUUUAAAAGGUGGAACGAUCGACGCGCUGUUGUACAGAACCACCAUGACGUUGACUGUCCUAGGUGCGGGCUACGCGGUGUACGAGCUGGUGAAAGCAGCAUACCCUCAGAAGAAAGACUAACGCCGACGUCCCCCGUGUGUUGUAAAAAUGUUCAUGGGAUAAAUAUUUAUUCCUUCCUGAGGAUCAAAUAAACUACUAAGCUUGUUCAUAAACUUA